Molecule: messenger RNA, 1362 nt
Organism: Aureobasidium subglaciale EXF-2481
Lineage: Eukaryota; Fungi; Ascomycota; Dothideomycetes; Dothideales; Saccotheciaceae
Exons: 3
Coding region: 1-1362 (453 amino acids)
Biological process (GO): purine nucleoside catabolic process
Molecular function (GO): guanosine deaminase activity
Source: RefSeq, a predicted model, not a curated record
AUGACGGUCUUCCCACCACGUCCAGCCACCCCAACCCUAGCGCAGCAAAUCAACCACCUCGAGGCCUGCCUCUCACUACAAACCGCGGGAGUCGAACAACAUGCCAAACGACCCUUCGCCGCUCUUCUCGUCAGCCCCACGAAUGAGAUCCUUUUGACCCACCUCAGUAUCUCUCACAUCGAGCAUGCCGAAUCCAGUCUAGCUCUCCUAGCUUCAAAGCACUACUCUUCAGCCUACCUCUGGACAUGCACACUAUACACUACAUGGGAGCCUUGUGCCAUGUGUACUGGUACAAUUUAUUGGGCUAAUAUCGGAAGCGUGGUCUAUGCGGCUGAGGAAAAGGUGCUGAAGGAAAUCACUGGGGAAGGCAAUGAGGAGAAUUUCACCAUGAGUUUGGGGUGUAGAGAAGUGUUUAAACACGGGCAAAAGGACGUCAAAGUCUUUGGUCCUGUGAUGGGGAUGAGAGAGAAGGUCGUGAAGGAGAGUGAUAGAUUUUGGAAGCCUAUCAGAGAGGGGCUGGGACAGAAGACUCUGUACAUCAAGUUACUGGAAACGUUCGUGGGUACCUAUUGCUGUGCUUCCCGAAAACAUGGCGCCUCGAUACAGCGAAAGAGGAACAGCUUCAGCAUCUCGGUCCGAGACACGACUUUGGCUGUGGCUCACAACGCGACUCGUAUUCCUCUCAGCACAGCAGGUCUACACAACUCAGUCAAAGUCUGUGCUCCUCGAACGUCACUGGGAACCGACCACUCUUCCAGAGGCAAUCUCAUCUGCAAACAGCGUAUGGCAAAUAAUAUCUGGACAAGAGUCGGUGCCUGCCGAAAAUCUUUGCUUUCGUCUCCGGUUGUCUCAAAGCUCUUCUUCUCGUCACAUCCCAUCCUCACUUGGUCCUCCGACCCAGUCAAGAAGAAGCUCGAGGUUGAGAAGUACAAGGAGUACCGUCGACAAAGGCGCCAGACCGACCCCGAAUAUGCAACAAGACUACGGCAGAUCGACCUGAAGUAUCGACAGCAGCAUCAACAGAUGCUUAGAGAUCGUUGGGUUGACUUCUAUCAUGCCGAUAAUGGCUUUCGGGCGGCAUGUAGACUUGAUGCUCUCGUAAGAAAGAACCAGUGGGUGCGCGAAUGUUUACCAUGGAAACCCUACAGACCUGUUCUCUAUAAAGAAAAGGUCAAACAUACUUGCAGCACAUGUCUGAUCACCAGACUUAAUGGCUUCAAACUCUGGUGGAAAGAACUGGAAUCCGAGCGAUAUCAGUGCCACAGGUGUUACUGUAAGAGAUCGGAGCAUAUGCCCGAAGGAUACGAAGGUAUCAUGGAUUUGAAAGGGUUGAGAAUGCGGAAAGAGGAGCUAGGGCAUUAG